CACUCUCGCGCUGCGCAAACGAACGGCAGCGCGCGACACUCUCAUCAGGACUGUGGAGAACGAGGACGUCAAAGAAACCUAGUUCGUGCACUACUAAUGCAAAUACAUACUUCUGAAAACUUAACAGUGCAACGCAGGUGGAUAUAACCGUUAUCGAUACUAUACGUUUCCCUUGUGCCAUGAAGAACCUUCUCCCCAAGCUGUGGAUCUUCAUAGCUGCAGUUCUCUUCCUCCCUUUGCUCAAUGCUUCUGAGUAUGAGUACUACAACUGGAAACCGGAAAUUUACGGCAGAAACCCACAGUGCAUGGACAUUCCCGAGGACCUGAGGUUGUGUUUUAAUGUGGGUUACAAGCAGAUGCUGCUUCCCAAUUUGCUGGAACAUGAAACCAUAGCGGAGGUAAAGCAGCAAGCGGGCAGCUGGGUUCCUCUGGUGCACAAAGCCUGUCACCCCGGAACGCAAGUGCUCCUCUGCUCGCUCUUCGCCCCCGUAUGUCUUGACAGACCCAUAUAUCCUUGUCGCUGGCUUUGCGAGGCUGUCAGAGACAGUUGUACCCCUAUUAUGGAGGCGUUUGGGUUCCCUUGGCCUGAAAUGCUCAAUUGUGACAAGUUUCCCGAGGGCGACGUGUGCAUUGCCAUGAACACCACCAACAGCGAUGAUAUGGACACAUCCCCAGGUGUCUCUUCUGUGUGUCCGCCAUGUGACAAUGAGAUGAACACAGAUGGAAUUCUGGAACACAUGUGUGCCAGUGAAUUCGCAAUCAGGACGAAGAUUAAGGAAGUCAAAAUAGACAACUUAGACCGAAAAAUCAUUCUGCAGAAAAGGAGGAAGCCGGUGAAACUUGGAACUCUGAAAAAGCAGGAACUAAAGAAGCUUGUUUUUUACCUGAAAAAUGGAGCAGCCUGUCCGUGCCAACAACUGGAAAACUUAGGGCACAGCUACUUAAUCAUGGGUCGUCGGGCGGGGACACAGUAUAUUUUGACAGGCAUUCACAAGUGGGACAAAUCUAGCAAAGAAUUUAAGACGGCCCUUAAAAAACUUAAAAGCCAUAAAUGUCCAACCUAUGAGCCAGUGUUCAAGUGAUUUUUGAUCAUUUGGUAAUUAAUCAUGUCAUUAGCAUUAUAUUACCUUUUGCCUUACAGUAUAGUAUAGAAAGAUGCCACAAUCCAACUAGUUAGUUUUGAAAGAGUUUGUUUGCCCAAUAAAUGUCUGAAUACAUGCAAACAAACAAGUGCAGUUUAGUUCAAAUUCAUAAUGUUCUUGAACAUUUCUAAUCAAUCCAAGUACAAAACAAUAUUCACAGUUAUUUACAUUUCAUUAUGCUGUAAGUCAGUUGAGAGAGUUUUGCUUUUGCAGACACUGCAUUUUGAUAUAUCUCGACAUUUUCAUGUUGGAUUAAUAUCUAUUCAUACAGUCUAUUAAUAAUGUUUAUGUUUUAUUCAUCACAACUGUCAGUUAUUAGUCUAUUCAGUAAAAUACAUAAUACAUGCACCUUAGACAAUAAAGGGACAGAUUUUUUUUUGACAGUUUGUUUGGCUUGCAUAGGAUGCAAAUCACAGUUAAUCAUGAAGUGGAAGGUGUUCUAUAGCAUGCCUGAGGACUUGCACAUUGCACUGUAAUCAUUCAACAUUAAAACAGAACAUAUUUUUAAUA
Ctenopharyngodon idella (grass carp) is the source of this 1652-nucleotide messenger RNA. RefSeq names its product secreted frizzled-related protein 1b (gene sfrp1b). Lineage: Eukaryota; Metazoa; Chordata; Actinopteri; Cypriniformes; Xenocyprididae. The record is from RefSeq and is a predicted model, not a curated record. Gene Ontology annotation, molecular function: Wnt-protein binding. Bases 180 to 1082 code for a protein of 300 amino acids. Gene Ontology annotation, biological process: negative regulation of canonical Wnt signaling pathway; canonical Wnt signaling pathway; non-canonical Wnt signaling pathway. The transcript is spliced from 3 exons.